This is a messenger RNA of Acanthosepion pharaonis, 1035 nucleotides long. The record is from the annotation of a GenBank genome assembly. Lineage: Eukaryota; Metazoa; Mollusca; Cephalopoda; Sepiida; Sepiidae.
AUGCUAUUUUUUUCUUCAUUUUUCUUCUUUCACAUUUUAAUGCUAUUUUUUUCUUCAUUUUCCUUUCUUUCACAUUUUAAUGCUGUUUUUUCUUCAUUUUCCUUUCUUUCACAUUUUAAUGCUGUUUUUUCUUCAUUUUCCUUCUUUUGCAUAUUAAUACUGUUGUUUUUUCUUCUUCCACGUUUUAAUGUUGUUAUUUUACUUCUUUUUUCUUCAGCAUUUUAUUGCUGUUUUUCUUCACUUCUCUUCUUUCACAUUUUAAUGAUGGGUUUUAUUUCAGUUUCCUUUAUUCAUAUUUUAACAUUCAGUUUCUUUCUUUCACAUUUUAAUGCUGUGAUUUUUUUCAGUUUCCUUCUUAAUGUUUUAAUGUUGGGUUUUUCUUCAUUUUCUUUCUUUCACAUUUUAUUAUUCAUAUUUCUUUUACUUCUCUUUCUUUAUGCAAAUCUUUCUUGUUUUUCAAUUUUCAAACAUUUUUUCAUAUCUUUUCUUUUUCCCUCUGCCUUAUUUAUUCAUUUUUUUGUUCUUUCUUUUCUUUCUUUCCUUUUUUUUUUAUUCUUUCUUUUUUUCCCUCUAUUUUUGCUAGAAAAAUUUUCUUUUGUUAAUUUUUUAUUUGCUUUUUUUUUUUUUUACUUUUUGUCUUCUGUUUAUUUUUCUCACUUUUCUAAUAUCUCCUUGCUUGUCUGUCUUCAUCUUUUCUCUUUUUCUCUCCCCAAUUCUCAUUGUCCUCUCUCUCUCUCUUCUAUUUCAAUCCUUUUCUCUUUCUCUUUCCCCAGUUUUCUUUUUCCUCUCUCUCUUUUCUAUUUCACUCCUUUUCUCUUUCUGUGUCUCCAAUUCUCUUUGACCUCUCUCUCUCUUUCUCUCUCUUUCUCUUUUCCAAAUUAUCUUUGUCCUCUCUCUCUUUCCCCCCUUUUCUAUUUCCUUAAUUCUCUUUACCCCCAUCUCUUUCAUUGUCUAUCCCCAAUUCUCUUUGGUCUCUCUCUCCCUCUCUCUUCUAUUUCACCCCUUUUCUCUUUUUCUGUCCCCAAUUCUCUUUGA